GGGAUUUCAGUGAGUGGUCCAUGACAAAGUUUAGCCGCACCAUUCUCCUCCCCUGACUAACAAUCGCGCAGACAAUUGGAACCGGGAAUCAAAUCCCAUGAAGAAGAAUGAGUUCGGCGUCUUCGAGAUUGUCAUUCCUGCCGGCGCCAACGGCCAAGCGGCCAUCCCCCACAACUCCAUGAUCAAGAUUUCCUUGGAGCUACCCAGUGGGGAAUGGGUUGACAGAUUGCCCGCCUGGAUCAAAUACGUGACCCAGGAUCUCUCCGUUUCUCCUGCCUACGACGCGAGAUUCUGGAACCCACCAUCGAGCGAGAGGUAUGUCUUUAAGAACCAGCGGCCGAAGAAGCCAGAGAGCGUCCGAGUCUACGAAGCCCACGUCGGCAUAUCCUCUCCCGAACUCAAGGUGGCUUCGUACAAGGAGUUCACCAAGAACAUGCUUCCUCGGAUCAAGUCCUUGGGAUACAAUGUCAUCCAGCUCAUGGCCAUCAUGGAACAUGCCUACUAUGCCAGCUUUGGCUACCAAGUGAACAACUUCUUCGCCGCGAGCAGCCGUUACGGCACCCCUGAAGAUCUGAAGGAGUUGAUCGACACGGCCCACGGCAUGGGACUCGUAGUGCUUCUGGACGUCAUCCACAGCCAUGCUUCGAAAAACGUACUCGACGGACUCAACCAGUUCGACGGCACGGAUCACCAGUACUUCCACGAGGGUGCCAAGGGUCGUCAUGAGCUAUGGGACAGCAGGAUUUUCAACUACGGCCACCACGAGGUCAUGCGUUUCCUCCUCAGCAACCUCCGGUUCUGGAUGGACGAGUUCCAGUUUGACGGAUUCAGAUUCGACGGCGUCACCAGCAUGCUGUACACCCAUCACGGUAUUGGCACUGGCUUUUCCGGUGGCUAUCACGAGUACUUCGGGGCUGGAGUCGACGAGGAAGCCGUCGUGUACCUCAUGCUCGCGAAUGAGUUGCUCCACGAUCUGUAUCCGGAAUGCAUUACCAUUGCAGAAGACGUUUCGGGUAUGCCGGCGUUGUGCCUACCGCUCUCGCUUGGUGGUGUUGGAUUUGACUACAGACUCGCCAUGGCAAUUCCUGACAUGUGGAUCAAGCUUUUGAAGGAGCAGAAGGACGAAGACUGGGAUUUCAGCAACAUAUGCUGGACAUUGACCAACCGUCGGCACGGAGAGAAGACGAUCGCAUACUGCGAAAGCCACGACCAAGCCCUUGUGGGAGACAAGACCUUGAUGAUGCAUCUCUGCGACGCGGAGCUCUAUACCAACAUGUCGAUUAUGACGCCAUUGACUCCCGUCAUUGACCGAGGAAUGGCGCUGCACAAGUUGAUCCGCCUCCUGACCCAUGGCCUGGGCGGUGAGGGCUACCUCAACUUUGAAGGUAAUGAGUUUGGCCAUCCUGAAUGGCUUGACUUCCCUCGUGAGGGCAACCAGAAUUCCUUCUGGUAUGCUCGACGGCAGCUCAACCUCACUGAGGAUCAUCUCCUGAGAUAUCAAUACCUCAACAACUUCGACCGGUCCAUGAACCUGACCGAGGGAAAAUACGGAUGGCUUCACGCACCCCAGGCUUUUAUCUCGCUCAAGCAUGGGGGCGACAAGGUCAUCGUGUUCGAGCGAGGUGGCCUCGUUUUCGUCUUCAACUUCCACACCACCGAAAGCUACACUGACUACCGAAUCGGCAUCGAGGUGCCUGGUACGUACAGGAUCGUCCUGAACUCUGACACCAAGGACCAUGGAGGAUUCAACCGGCUCGACGAGAACACACGUUUCUUCACAACGCCGAUGGAGUGGAACGGAAGACCAAACUGGACACACCUCUACAUCCCUUCACGGACUGCCAUUGUGCUUGCGCUCGAGUCUACGAUAUCCCAGGCUUUAUAACUUGGCACCGUCCGCAUCCAGGAUCUGGACCAGGGGAGGGAGAAAAAGGCACGAGAUCUGAGUAUUGUACGGGUUUCUUUCAUUUUAUUUCAUAGACUAUUGGGCAGAAUGAACUUCGUAAUACACAUAAUAUGAGGCCCAGCUGGCAGUUGUGAUGGAUAGGUAUUCAGGUAUCGGUAUCUGGUUCCAUGUCAAUUAAUAACCUGGCUGAAGGGGGGGGGCGCCAGGAGAAAAAUUCUUGCCAAGCCGGAGAAUCAUUGGCAAAUAAGCCCGGGGAUUUGCGGGUUCUUCAGAUUGUUGACAAUCUCUUCCACGUGACUUCUCGGCUAGCCAGAAAGCUCCAGUCCCGAGAAAUAACUCGUUUUCAGCAAACCUCUACCUUCUCCCGAAGACCGCAACCUCCUCUCCUCUCCUCCAGUACCCGUCUUAAUCAUCUGUCAGGAUGUUCAAGAG
Phialemonium atrogriseum is the source of this 2338-nucleotide messenger RNA. RefSeq names its product 1,4-alpha-glucan-branching enzyme, variant. Gene Ontology annotation, biological process: glycogen biosynthetic process. The transcript has 5 exons. Lineage: Eukaryota; Fungi; Ascomycota; Sordariomycetes; Cephalothecales; Cephalothecaceae. The record is from RefSeq and is a predicted model, not a curated record. Gene Ontology annotation, molecular function: 1,4-alpha-glucan branching enzyme activity; cation binding. The coding region runs from base 98 to 1885 and encodes 595 amino acids. Gene Ontology annotation, cellular component: cytoplasm.